CGAUGAGCAGACUCCGAUGACGGUCAGUUACCAGUAUGAGGUGGCCUCCUCCACCAGCGGGGGCUUCACCCGCCUCCUCUUCAUGUGGCGGGGCAGCCUCUACAAGCUCAUCUACCGAGAGCUCAUCCUCUUCCUCGUCCUCUUCGGCAUCCUCAGCGCCCUCUACAGGAACGCCUUCAGUCCUGAGCAGAUGCGUAUUUUCGAGAAAGCAGUCCUCUAUUGCGAUUCUUUCAUCCAGCUGAUACCAUUGUCUUUUAUUCUUGGUUUUUAUGUGACCUACGUUGCGGAUCGAUGGUGGAAACAAUACAUGGCUAUACCUUCACCCGAUAAGAUAAUGCACGCGCUAGCUCUCUACGUUGGCUCCAACGACGAAGACAGCCGUAUCCUCCGAAGGACUCUGAUACGCUACCUGAAUUUGUCCUUUAUCUUGAUCCUGCGUUCCGUCAGUUCGGCCGUCAUGCGGCGUUUCCCGACCUUGGACCAUCUCGUCGAGGCAGGAUUCAUGACAAGAAUAGAAUUAGAAAUGUUCACAGCAGUACCCACAACAGAUAUAAAUACAUAUUGGUUUCCUUGUUCAUGGUUUAUUUCCGUACUAAAAGAUGCAUGCAGUAAGAACAAAAUUAAUGAUGCUUCUGGUCUUAAGCUAAUAAUGGAGGAAUUCAAUGAGUUUCGUUCUAAAUGUGGGCUUCUCUGGAGUUAUGAUUGGGUUUCCAUUCCAUUAGUGUACACUCAGGUUGUUAUGGUGGCAACAUAUUCUUUUUUUCUGGCAGCACUAGUUGGGAGACAAUAUGUUAAUGAAUCUAAAAAAGUACCUCAAAUGGAAGUUGAUAAAUAUUUUCCUGUGUUCACAGUUUUGCAGUUUUUAUUCUAUAUGGGGCUUCUAAAAGUUGCAGAACAGCUAAUAAAUCCAUUUGGUGAAGAUGAUGAAGAUUUUGAGCUUAAUUGGCUCAUCGACCGACAUACUAAGGCCUCCUAUCUAGGAGUCGAUACACUUCUCAAGAGGACUCCACCCCUUGUUAAGGAUAAAUAUUUUGAAGAAAUAAAUGUGGUUCUUCCAUAUACAGGUUCCAGAGAUUCUUUCAAAAGAAGGAUAAUACACAGAGGAUCAACUUAUCGAAUGAAAAUUCCUAAAAAUAAACAAGUCAUGUUUCUACCUCAAACUACCAAUGAUGAAAUCGAUAGCAACCAAGGAAAAAAACCAAUUACAUCAAUAUCUGGUAAGCACAUUAGACAUGGAUCAGUUGGAAUUUGGGGACAAAAUAUAGGACACAUUGACAUUGAAAAAGCAGAUUAUAAUGAGGUUGUAGCUUCGUUUCAAAUACAUUCAGGGGUUAAUAUCAAACAUUUCUUCAAAAGAAAUGGCACCAUCCAUAAAUCCAAUGCUGAAGAUAAACCUUUUGAGGUUUCUCGAAAGAAACGUUGGCAAUGCAGGUCUUUCAAUACGACAGUUGAUAGCUACUGUUCUACAAAAAAAUUUGUUAGUAACACUUCAUUUGAAAUAUCUCCAGAAACUGAAAAGAGUAUUGAAGAAAUCAGAAUGUCACAGAGGAGAAAAUCAUUGAGAAGCUCUUCAGUGGAUUUAUCCACACAAAAUAUUUUGAGUAGCAAAGUAUUGCCAAGAGACCACAACCAAUCGAAAAAAGUUAGAUGGAAAUCUAAUUCAAAAGAUCUAGAAGGAGAUUUCUUGGGAGACAAUCAUUUAUCAAAUAAUGAAGAAAAAUCAAUCAUAACUUUACAGAAACAAGAGAAAAAUAAACAGAUUGAUCCGCUGUGGCUUAUGAUAGAUCCGUCAAAGGCCACUACAACCUACUCUGAUUAUAAAUUUUGGAGCAAUAACAAUAUAUACUGUCCUUUUAGCAACAGUUUACCAAAUUUACAUCUGUAAAUAUCAUCUUGCAAUGAAGCUUUGAUUUACAACUAAAAAGAAGUUUUUUACAAAUCAUUUUGCCUUAUUAUAUAAACAUCGAGCAAAAUAUAAUUUUUCAUGAAAAGUAUAAAUUAUUAGCUUAAUGUCAAAACUGAUUGUUAUAUAUCAUUUUAAACAUAUUCUUAUCACAUAUCAACAUUAAUAAAAACUAAAUAGAUUCAAUUUAUAGUGAAUUAUUUGUGAUAAUCAGUGGCUUCCAGCUUUACAAAUUAAUUUUAUAACAGACUUUAUCAUGCUUUGUACAUAUUAAUACCUUUAAAGUACAGCGUAAUUGUGCAUAAUUUUGUGUCUAAUUAUGUUUAAUAAAACAUUAUAUUGUUUAAUAAAGUUUGUACCUUUU
Messenger RNA from Nezara viridula (southern green stink bug), 2267 nucleotides. The record is from the annotation of a GenBank genome assembly. NCBI's taxonomy places the organism in Eukaryota, Metazoa, Arthropoda, Insecta, Hemiptera, Pentatomidae.